This is a messenger RNA of Lachancea fermentati, 1788 nucleotides long. NCBI's taxonomy places the organism in Eukaryota, Fungi, Ascomycota, Saccharomycetes, Saccharomycetales, Saccharomycetaceae. The record is from the annotation of a GenBank genome assembly.
AUGGUCAAGCUGGAACUCAUCCUGUGUAUGGCGUCGCUCGCGCUGACGCUUUUUCUCGCCGCGCUCGACAUUAUCAUCGUCGUGACGCUUUACGACACAAUCGGACGCAAAUUUAACGACUACGCCGACAUCGGGUGGCUGGUCACCGGGUACUCGCUUUCCAGCGCGCUGUUCACGCUGCUCUGGGGCCGGCUGUCGUCGCUGUUCGGGCUCAAGUCCAACCUCGUCGCGUCCAUCAUCAUCUUCGAAAUCGGGUCGCUGAUCGUCGCGCUCUCGGACUCCAUGGGCAUGCUGAUCGGCGGCCGUGUGAUUGCCGGUAUCGGUGGCAGUGGUAUCCAGUCCCUCGUGUUCGUCGUCGCCACCUCGCUCGUCGAGGCCCGCAACAGAGGUGUCGUCACCUCCGUCAUGAGUCUCGCCUUCAUGGUCUCCAACGCCAUCGGCCCCGUCAUCGGUGGCGCCUUCACCGAGCACUCCACCUGGCGUUGGUGUUUCUACAUCAACCUGCCCAUCGGUGGUUUCGCGCUGUUCAUGCUCGCCCUCAACUACAACCCCACGGGCAAGCCGGUCUGGCACCAGCUGCGAAGCCAUCUUCACACCGUCCUCAAUUUCAAUUAUCGCUGGCUUGCGACCGCCGAGUUCUGGGCCACUGCUUUCAACUUCUUCUUCUAUAAGCUGGAUUUCGUCGGCUUCGCCCUCUCCUCAUCCGGCUUCGUUCUUCUACUUCUGGGCAUCACUUUCGGUGGCAACAGGCACCCAUGGAACUCUGGAAGCACCAUUGCCUACCUUGUCGUCGGUGGUGGGCUCAUUUUGCUCUUCUUUGUCUAUGACUUUAUCGUGUUCCCACGCUUGGCGUCGCGCCUCCACAAUACCCAGACUGCAAUGCCUUUGCUGCCCUGGCAUACCGUCAAGAUACUAGGUGUUUUCACGAGCUCCAUGGCUAACUUCUUCUGUACCUUCGCAUUUAACAUGCACGCAGUUUACUUGGUUCAGUUCUUCCAAAUCGUGUUUAACCAGGGAGCCACUGCGGCUAGUAUGCACAUGUGGGGGCUACUAGUCCCCACUCUGGUGACAAUCAUUGUCAUGGCUAGAAUAAACUCCAAAAUCGGUGUUCUCAAGCCUAUGAUUGUUUUCGGCGCAAUUUGUGGUGUGGUAGGUUCGGGGCUCAUGACAAUGUUCAAAGGCUCCACCACAACCGGCCAAUCGAUUGGUUACUCUAUCUUGCCCGGUAUCGCAUUCGGAGCCAUUAUGCAGGCCACCAUGCUGAGCGCCCAAGUCCAAAUUGAAAAAGACGACCCUGAGUAUCGCAUCAAAUUCAUCGAAGUCACCACCCUCAAUGCUUUCGUCAAGGCGCUCGGUUUAUCCUUUGGUGGUAUUGUGGGCACCAUGGUUUUCGAAACUACAGUUAAAAAUGAGCUUAAAAACUCGACCUUGUCGUUGCCCGACUUUGCAAGUAUUGAAUCUCUCAUUGCCUACAGAGCCACCCACUAUGACGGUUCGUCCUCUCCACUUGCACGCAUACUGACGAGAGGUGUUCGCAAUACGUUCCUCGCUGCCCUAGGUUGUUACUGCUGUUCGUUCAUUUUCAGCAUAUUUACCUCUAACAGACGUCUGGAGUUCGACACCAAAAAACCCGACCCUGAAAAGCCUGCCUUGGAUGAGGAUGCAGUUAACCUAGGUUCAAAAGAAGACGAAGAAGAAGCACAUUACGCAACUGCAAGUGUAUCGUCCAAUUCCAUCGAAAAAGAGGCGAGAGAGAUAAUAGAUAAGGAGGAUACUGCAGCUCGCUAA